CCCUUCUCAUGAUGGACAUUCUCUUAAGCUUCUUACAACCGGAGCUCCUGAUCACACCGACCCAAAAUGUCAUCUCUGCGGUGCGACUUUUGUAACGAGAAUUUUGGCGGACAAGGCUAUCUCUGCUAUCGUUGCGGGUUGGUGAUUCAUAAGGAAUGUGUAUUUGAAUUACAAGAGGUCACUCAGUUCCCUUCUCAUGUCAGACACCCUCUUAAGCUUCUCACGAGUGGAGCUCCAAAUUACACAAACCCAAGAUGUCAUAUAUGUGGAGAAGACACUGGGAACUUACUUUAUCAUUGUGAUAUUUGUAAGUUCAAUUUGGAUCUGCGUUGUGCGAUUAAAAGCCCUCCACCAGUUGCUCUUUCAAAUCUAAAUGUCCAUGAGCAUACACUCACACUCAUGCCAAAACUGAUCUCCUUCAUCUGUGAUGCUUGUGGGACGAAAGGCGAUCGUUCUCCUUACAUCUGUGUUCAAUGUGAUUUCAUGAUCUUCCACCAAAGGUGUGCUCAAUUACCACGUGUCAUUCAUGUUAAUCACCAUGACCAUCGUGUUUCCUUCAAGUAUCCUCUUGGUCCUGGAGAAUGGAGAUGUGGAGUUUGUUGGGAAGAGAUUGAUUGGUCAUAUGGGGCUUAUAUUUGUUCCAUUUGUCCUCGUUAUGCUAUUCAUUCACUAUGCGCAACAAGGGCUGACGUGUGGGAUGGGGAAGAGCUUGACGGAGUCCCCGAAGAAGUUGAAGAUGUUGAGCCAUUCAAGAGGAAUGAUGACAACACAAUCGAUCAUUUCGCUCAUCAUGAAAACCUCAUUAGGCUCGAUAAAAGCAGUGAAGAAAGUAUCUUGUGUAGAGCAUGUGUUUGUCCCAUCGGUUCUUCUUGCUCACUCUACAAGUGUCCAGAAUCAGAUUGCAGUUUCAUUCUUCAUGAAACCUGUGCAAAUCUUCCUAUGAAGAAACGACAUUUUCUGAGCCCACAACCACUUGCUCUUAGCUAUCAUCUCCUUCAACGCCAUAUGGGCGAUGAAAUUUGCGAAGCUUGUCAUCAAAUUUUUUGCAAAGGAUUCGUUUACUCGUCGUAUUUGAAAGAGAACUUUGACUUACCAUGCAGUUUGAUUACUGUGCCUUUUAUCCAUGGAAGUCAUGAUCAUCAUUUACUCUACCUCAAACUAGAAUACGGUAACGUGAAGACUUGCCAGAGUUGCGGUAUCGAAGAAAAAGGAGUCGCCAUAGGUUGUACCAAAUGCAAUUACUUUUUGGAUUUCCGUUGUGCCACUCUACCAAUAACGGUAACGCUUCCCAGGUAUGAUGAUCAUCCACUCACUCUUUGUUAUGGUGAAGAAAAGGCAAGCGGCAAAUACUGGUGUGAUAUUUGCGAAAGAGAGACAAAUCCAAAGACUUGGUUCUACACUUGUAAAGAUUGCGGGGUCAGUUUACAUGUUUUUUGUGUAGUUGGGGAUAUCAGGUACGCCAAACACGAAGGAAAGAUCAAGUACUAUAUAGAAUUGGUGUCUAACAAUACCUCUUCAAGGCCAUUUUGCCACCGCUGCCAUUGUCGCUGCCAAGGUCCCUUCAUUCUAAGGAUAAAAAAGCAACAGUACAUAUUCUUUUGUUCUUCUUACUGUUACAUAAUCACCCAAAGUAAGAAGGAGUACUCCAAAAUUAAGUUGAGAUGUCCUCCUUGGAUAAGUGGACAUCAAAUCCAAUUGAUGGAGUUGCAAAACCACCAAUAAAACCAGUUUUCUUUAUGUUUUAUGUUUUCUUUUUCUUUUUUAGUUUAAUUAUGUUAUUUGCUUCAGUUAGAAAUAAGAGGAGAAUCCGUUCUCCUUAUGUUUAGGAGCGGAGCCAUCUCGUUCAUAUUUUCCUUUAUUGUAGUUGUUGGAGCUACGACUCCACUUUGCUUC
Molecule: messenger RNA, 1893 nt
Organism: Arabidopsis lyrata subsp. lyrata
Lineage: Eukaryota; Viridiplantae; Streptophyta; Magnoliopsida; Brassicales; Brassicaceae
Exons: 2
Coding region: 67-1722 (551 amino acids)
Source: RefSeq, a predicted model, not a curated record